Drosophila serrata is the source of this 677-nucleotide messenger RNA. RefSeq lists its product as uncharacterized. The record is from RefSeq and is a predicted model, not a curated record. Lineage: Eukaryota; Metazoa; Arthropoda; Insecta; Diptera; Drosophilidae.
CAUGUACAUGUACAUAUGUUUUUUUGUAUUUUCGAUAAGAUAGGCGGAAAGCGAAAGCUUUAUUACUGGCGGAGAUACAUGUUUUCAUUUGCAGCAAAGACUUUCGCCGGUUCGGACAGAUCGAAAAUGUGGAAAUUGGACUCAAAAGAUGGAAUUAUUGGCUCGGGUUUUGUGUCGAUCGCCUUUGCGAUAAUAUACCUGAUAGAGGGGGAUUGGUAUUGGACUUCCUAUGGCUUUGGAAUUCAUGUUGCCGGACUACAGAUUCUCGGGAGCAUUGUUCUCAUAGUGGGUGCUAUUAGGGAAAAGCACAGGCUCUUUGUGCCUUGGAUGGCCACCACCGCCAUUUUCCUUUAUCUGAUGAUUUACGCAGGAAUUAUUCUUUUGGCCAACGAAGAUUGGAUUAUAGUCCUUAUAAUGAUAACCCCAAUCACAGCUUAUCUCGGCUUUGCGUUAUAUGCGGUACAGAAGGCUUUUCGCAGGAUGCGCAAGGAUGUACCACCAGCGUACUGGGAUUUGCCUCCUAAGCCAAGUGUUAUAAAUCCAAUAUAAUGCAUUUACUUUGUGCUAAAUGUUAUCUGACGCGAUAAGAUUAACUUUAAGUUCCUUUGUAUUGUGUCAAAAGCGAUAUAGAUUUGUAUGUGCAACCGAAAAUUUAUAUAUAUUAUUGUGAUUAAUUA